This is a messenger RNA of Acanthamoeba castellanii str. Neff, 2772 nucleotides long. RefSeq lists its product as uncharacterized. The transcript has a single exon. NCBI's taxonomy places the organism in Eukaryota, Discosea, Longamoebia, Acanthamoebidae. The record is from RefSeq and is a predicted model, not a curated record. The coding region runs from base 1 to 2772 and encodes 923 amino acids.
AUGCAAGCCGGUCGGGACAUCCCACACCCGCGCGAGCAGGACAACAAGCACGAACUGGAGGAGAUGCGAGAGGGCAGAGGGCUACUCCAGCGCCGCCUGCGUACGGCCUUUGACGACCCGACGUGGAGCGACCUCGCCUUCCGCUGCCAGUGGCCGCCCCACGACGCUUCUACUCGAGCCGAGCUCUUGCAGGGCUCCGGGGAAGAACCCUCCUCUCCGCCGUCUCCACCUUCUCCUUCACCCUCGCCGACCAGGGGGCCUGCUGCGCCCGAGCUGGAGGUGUACGUUCAUCGAGUAGUCGUGGCGGCCUGGUCCGACGCCCUGGCCCAGCUUUGCCAACUACACAGCAACAACAAGGAGGAGGAAGCUCGAGAAGGAAAAGUAGAACAAGUAGCGGGAGAGAUAAGAGGAGGAGGUGGAGGGGAUGGAGACACAACGACGCAGGACAGACAGCAGCUCAAGGUGCUCGACGUUUUCGAGGAGGAAGGGGAGCCGACGCAGAGGGGCAGUCGCAGGACCGUGGUCGAGCUCCAGGCGACGGUGCCGGACGACCCGAGCGCCCUCCGCUUGCUGCUGGCCUUCCUCUACUCGGGCGACUUGGCCCAAGCCCUCGACGACACGGCGGCCUGCCGCUUGGAUGGAUCGGGCGCUCAAUCGAAUGCCGGCUCCCGGGCCUUGGUGCGUCCUCACAUCUUGAGAUCCAUUCUCCAAGAUGCCGCGGGUGGCGACGACAUCUCGCCAGCGGACCGACAUACCGCAAAGAUGGUCGUGGCUCGGGCGGCCAAUCUCGGUCUGGGCUACGGCGUGCCAGAGCUUCAUCAGCAGUUCAAAUCUUCAUCAAUGUGGAUGGCCGACACCGAGAGUAGCCCGACGACUCCACCAUACCGCACAGCUGACGACGGCCGAGUCGAGAGCCCGCUCGACGCCCUUCUCGCCGCCGCGUCGCAGCACCCGCUCGUUCGGGCCGGCACCAUCCCCGCCGCCGAGUCGCCAUCCCCAAUCAAGCUGGGCGGAUUCCAGGAGGGCCGAUCCCUUCGCGGCAGCACCGAGAGGCGAGUGCCGGCCCGCUACUGCUCGCCCGACGUCGAGGUCUACAAGGGCACCUGGGAGGUCCGCGGCAAGCGCAAGCCGGCGCCCGUGGCUACUUCACCGUCGCCCGCGUCGCCCACAUCGUUCUCGCCGCAUACGUCGCCGCCUACAAUCGGACGCCGGUCGGCUCGUUUGAUGGAGCAGGAGCUCACCGUCGCCGAGACCACCGCCGACGUCAUGGCCGCGACUAAGGAGCGAGAGGCGGCCGACGACGACAGCGAACAAGAUCCGGAUUCCGGCAGCAGCGCCCUCGACACGCCCAAAAUGCAUUCGGUCGCGCGUCGCUCGUCCCGGCGCCAUUCGGGAGGACUCGAGCGAAAGCCUUUGGAGACCGACAUCAGAAAGAAGCGGAGGAAGGAGGAGGUAGAAGAGGUCGACGAGGAAGAGGAGGAAGACGACGAUGAAUACGAUCAACGGCACGAGUCGAUGCGCAUCAUUGCGAACGCCAACAAGAAGAGGCGCGCGGUGGCCAAGGCCAAGCAGACCCGGGAAAGCGCCGCCGCCGUGCCGCCGCCCGAGGACAACGCCGACGAGGAGACCUUCACCCUGGUCGAGGCCAACGACCACCCCACGGUUGACACCACCACCGUGUCAGCGGCCAAGUCACUCCCUGUGGCGGUGCUGGUCCCCCGAUCGGCCACGGAGCUCGCGUCGCCCCGUGGCGUGGGCGACGUCGCCGUCGACCAGCCCGUCGUGACGGAGACGCAGGUCUUGGCCGCCGCCGCCGCCUCCGGCCAGAUCCGCAGGUCGCUCAAACAGCUGCGCAAGGAGCACGGCAAGAACUGCCACAACUGCAAGACGCGCAAGAUCGACUUUGUGACCUGCCUCGUGCGGCCCACGCAUCGGUUCUGCGACGGCUGCCUGCGCAAGCUGUUCAACGUCGAGUUUGCCAACGCGCACGCCGAGUGGGACGGCAUCGUGCACCCCGAGGGCUGCGCCAUCUGCCGCCACAUGUGCCCCUGCGUGGGCUGCCGCAAGCGAGCGCACCCGCCGCCCACGGCCGCGUCGCCGGCGCGCAACAGCAGCGACGCCUCGCGCAAGGCCAAAAGGCCAAGGGACGACGCCGAUGCGACGGACCAACACGCACCACAGCGAGCCAACGGGAGUGGUCACUACGCAGCGGGGUCGGGCGACAACGACGACUCGCCGCGUACGAAGAAGCACAGAGACGAGAAGUCAGAGAAGAACGAGAAAAAGGAGGAAAAGGAAAAGAAGAAGGUAAAGGAGGAGAAGCAGACGAGCAGCAGCGGCAGCAAGAGGAGGCGGACUCGAAGCCUGAUAGACGGCCGAGAGUCGACGCAGGAGAAUGAGAGCGAGGACAGGGUGCGGAGGAGCAGCCUGGACAUGCACGAAGACGAAGACAGCGUCGAGAUGAUGACCGAUGCAGACUCCAGCGAGCAGCUCGCCGCCAUUCCGCCCGGCAAGAGCACCAGAUCGCGCUCCAGGCGGAGAGAGUCGGCCGCCGCCGCUGCCGUCACGUCGCCGCCGCCGCCCAGCAAGAGCACCAGGUCGAGCGCGAGGAGGAGCGGAGGCGGCGGAGCCAGUCGAUCGGCGGCCAAGGGGUUCAACGUGCCGGAGGGCGCCGGUCCCGAGGCCUUUCUCGGGCUGGUGAGCGCCGGCAGCGCCCUCUCCCAGCGACCCACGCGGCGAACGCCCAUCCGCGCGCCCUCGGCCGACGACUGA